Molecule: messenger RNA, 335 nt
Organism: Colletotrichum navitas
Lineage: Eukaryota; Fungi; Ascomycota; Sordariomycetes; Glomerellales; Glomerellaceae
Exons: 1
Source: RefSeq, a predicted model, not a curated record
CAUGGCUGCUACGAGAGAUGAUGGUUGAUGGGGACUCGCUCAACAUUCUCGACCCUACAUACUGUACUACACAGUAGCAUCAGUGCCAUCCUUGUCCAUGCCAGUGCUAGCUGUGACGCUGAUGGCCGCUGUUGAUGCUGGCGCCGGCAUCGGUCGUUCAUAUCGUCUAUCAUCGCCUGCACUGGCCCGGCCGAAGCGCUGGCUGACUGACACUUCACUCAACCCACCAGGUUGGCACUGUCUUAGCCUUGGUUGCGUAACACACACACACACACACACACACACACACACACUCGAAUACACUCACUUACUAACGCUGUGUACGCAUACACACA